Messenger RNA from Aptenodytes forsteri (emperor penguin), 795 nucleotides. Its product is annotated as duodenase-1. Lineage: Eukaryota; Metazoa; Chordata; Aves; Sphenisciformes; Spheniscidae. Bases 1 to 795 code for a protein of 264 amino acids. Gene Ontology annotation, cellular component: intracellular membrane-bounded organelle; cytoplasm. The record is from RefSeq and is a predicted model, not a curated record. The transcript is spliced from 5 exons. Gene Ontology annotation, biological process: proteolysis. Gene Ontology annotation, molecular function: serine-type endopeptidase activity.
AUGCUGCUUCUCCUUCUGCUCGCAAGUGCUUUUCUCCUUGUUCCAGGGUCUGGGGCUGGAAGGAUCAUUGGCGGACGGGAAGCUAAGCCCCACUCCAGGCCCUACAUGGCCUAUUUAUCAAUUGGAAAUAAGUCAGAUAGCCCUCACUGUGGAGGGUUCCUACUUCGCCCAGAUGCAGUGCUCUCAGCAGCUCACUGUGUGGCUGGAAAAACGAAAGUGAAUAUCACUGUGACCCUGGGAGCCCACAACAUAAGUAAGAAAGAGCCGAGCCAGCAGGCAUUCCACAUUGGCCACUGGGUCAUCCACCCCAGCUAUUCAGGAGAUACCUUUGAAAAUGACAUCGUGCUGCUGAAGCUGAAGCCAAGGGCCAAGCUGACUAAGCAAGUGAGUUGUAUCCCCUUGCCCAGUCACAACAAGCAUGUGGAACCGGGAGCUAUGUGCACAGUGGCUGGCUGGGGCUGGACGUCGAUGACACAGGAUAAGACUAGUGUGCUGAUGGAAGUGGACCUGAAGGUGCAGAGUAAGGAAGUGUGUGAGACGACUUUGAAAAGGAACUAUCUGCAGCAGUCUAUGAUCUGCGCUGGUGAUGAGGAUAACAAAAAAGCAACUUACCGUGGUGAUUCUGGUGGCCCAUUAGUCUGCAAUGGGAAGGCUCGCGGCAUUGUUUCUUAUGGGCUCAAAUACAACAUCUUCCCUAAAGUAUUUACCAGAGUCUCCUAUUUUGAGCCCUGGAUACGUGAAGAGCUGAGGAAGUUUGCACUCCAAGACCUACCUGACUCUCCUUCCUCUGACUAA